Messenger RNA from Daphnia carinata, 2412 nucleotides. RefSeq names its product protein-glucosylgalactosylhydroxylysine glucosidase-like. The record is from RefSeq and is a predicted model, not a curated record. Lineage: Eukaryota; Metazoa; Arthropoda; Branchiopoda; Diplostraca; Daphniidae. Gene Ontology annotation, biological process: carbohydrate metabolic process. Bases 25 to 2376 code for a protein of 783 amino acids. The transcript has 14 exons. Gene Ontology annotation, molecular function: catalytic activity.
UACAAUCUUUGGUAGAGAAGCAUCAUGUUUCUCCCCAUCGGUCUUCUUCUAUUUGUGGCCAUCGUGUCGGGGAACCAAUCGAUGGCCACCGAAUCCAGAGCGGUCGAUUUGAGCCUGGACUCACGCAUCUUUGAGAGUAACAGCUUACCAAUCGACGAGCUUGAAAUGCCUAGUAUUGGUAACGGUCAUUUGGCUACCGGUGUUUACACCGACACGGUUUACAUGAACGGACUAUACAACGGCGAGCUGGGUGAAUCACACAGAGCUAGAAUUCCGUCUCAGAUCAACAUCCGCAUGAACGUCGGAGCCAACCAAACUGUAACAGACCAACGUUUUAUAUUAGAUACGGAAAAAGGGAUGUUUAUCGAACGGACUGUUGUCGAUGGCGCUAUCGUGGAACAAAGGACAUUUGCUCAUCGUCUGAUAACUUCCCUGCUCGUCACUCAAAUCACAGUGGAUUUCAGCCAAUCAGGCAGCAAUUCGUUGACGUUAUCCUUGUCCGAUAAUCCUGGCCCCGUUAGUGAUGAUAUUACCUUCAGUCCUUCGCAAAAUUACACUCAAGGUCUAGCGGGCAAAGAACAAACUGGGCAAACAAAGGUCGUUGAAGAUUCACAGUAUCAGAAUGGCCUGUCAAACGUUACUAUUAUUUAUUCAGAAGUACCGGAGAAAGUAACAUUAACCCGGGAUACACCCACAAUAACUAUUAUCAUGUCGAUUGCAUCAACAUAUGCGGAAGCCUCUAGUACUUAUUCUUAUGCAUACAAUUUAACCCAGUCAAAUGAUGGCCAUCUUGAACUAGUUAGAACCCACAUAGACCAAUGGAAGAAAAUUUGGGAUUCUGGAAAUAUCUUAAUGGAAGGCCCCAAUUUGGAAUUGGCCAAGGUUGUCUGUGGCAGUAUGUAUUAUUUGCUGAGUUCCCUCCCGCACGAGCCGGUUGACGCUAACCGGCGACGUUUCAGUGGAUUGAGUCCCGGCUCGCUAGCCAAUGGCGCUUUUCUGAAAGAUUAUCAAGGCCAUUCCUUUUGGGAUACGGAAACGUGGAUGUUCCCGCCAGUUUUAAUGCUAUGGUCUUACGUAGCUAAAGAUUUGUUGCUCUAUCGUAUGAGCAAUAUCCGGGCGGCGCGUGACAGAGCUGUCGGAACAGGUUAUCAGGGAGCUCGCUUUCCCUGGGAAUCCGGAUUUACCGGGGUUGAAGUUACCCCAGAUUGCUGCCCAGAGACCCGUGACAACCAACAACAUAUUACAGGCGACAUCUCCUUCGCAACGAGGCAAUAUUGGGCUGCUACCGGAGACACCAAAUGGCUAUACGGAGAGGACUAUAGUUUUCCGUUGGAGAUUAACGGCUGCAACUUCAUUAGAGAAAUGGCGCAGUUCUGGGCUAGUCGAGCGGGGUACAAUUCAACCACAGAUCAAUACGAAAUCAAGGGUGUUAUGCCUCCGGAUGAAGAUCAUCCCUAUGUUGACAAUUCGGUCUACACGAACGUGAUAGCGUCGUAUUCUAUCUUUUUCGCCAAGCAUGCGGAAUGUCAGUGCGGAACGUCGAUGACGGGGGACGUCCCAGAAGCUUGGCUGGACAUUGCACGGAAAAUGAAAAUCCCAUUUGAUGCUGAACGCAAUUAUCACCCCGAAUUUGAUGGUUAUCAACCGGGUGAGACUAUAAAACAGGCCGACGUUGUCCUUUUAGGUUUUCCGCUUAUGUACGUAACUGAUCCUGUCGUGAGGCAAAACGAUUUGGAUAUUUACGAAAAUGUCACAAGAGUCGAUGGGCCGGCGAUGACAUGGUCCAUGCAUGCUAUCGGCCAUUUGGAAGCCGGUGACGAAGCAAGAAGUGCAGCUAUGCUCAAUCGUAGUUUUCAACCUUAUCUUAUCGAACCAUUUAAAGUAUGGAAUGAAGCCCAGAAUCAUAAAGGUGCUUUCAACUUCAUAACUGGAAUGGGCGGAUUUCUUCAGUCAAUCCUAUUUGGUUAUGCCGGGUUGCGUUUAACCGUUGAAAAAUUAACUGCAAAUCCAAUUUUGCCGCCAGGCAUUACCAACUUUACCCUUCAAGGGAUGGAUUAUUUGGGCUGUUCAUUUAACAUUAACAUCCAAGCAAGCACUGUGGACAUCAACUGGAUUAGCGGAAGCAGCUGUGAUUCUUUGGACAUUGUUCCUGAUCAAGUCAAAGAAACGGAACUCAAAACUUAUUCAACUGGGCGGAUAACAUUUCCUCGAGGGCCAUUCACGAUCAAACGAAAAAUUCCAUCAAAUUGUCCGCUCCCCGAUGGGAACACUAACUUGAACUCCGCCGCGCCGUCUUCAAAUUUGAACUGGAAUUUUCUGUUGACUACUGUUGUAGCAUCGAAGGCCUUGUUGACAAACCUUGUGUCAUGGGAAUAAUAUAAAGAGAUCGAAAAUAAACGUGGAGAAAUUUGU